GCAGUGGUUGUCCUCCAGUCGAUCACUCACUCUGCAUACUGCCAUUUGCUCUUGACUUAUCACUUUCUUCUCUCUAAAAUUAUUGUUUGUAUUCUCUCUCUAAAAGGUUCUACCCUUUUCCUCUGCAACUUUAUCGGCCACUCUAUCUCUCUCUAACCCCUGAGAAAAUGGCCCUUUCUUACCCAAAAAUCCUGGUCUCCGCCUCUGUCACACCUGAAAUCCCCAUAGUUUCGGCGAAAUCAACAAAAUUCCCUUUGAUCUCCGCAUCCGUAACUCCAGAAACCCCUAGAUUUUCCACGAAAGCGCCGAAAUUACCCCCGAGAGAAAUUCCCGGCAGCUACGGCCUCCCCAUACUCGGCCCCAUCAGCGACAGACUCGAUUACUUUAAGGGACGUGACGAGUUCUUCAAAUCCCGAAUGCAGCGUUACCAGUCCACCGUUUAUCGGACCAAUAUGCCCCCGGGUCCCCCCAUCGCCUCCGAUCCGCGCUGCAUCGUCCUGUUGGACGGCGUCAGUUUUCCGGUGCUUUUCGAUAACGAGAAGGUCGAGAAAAAGGACCUCUUUACGGGCACCUAUAUGCCGUCUGUAGAGCUAACGGGCGGCUACCGAGUCCUUUCUUACUUGGACGUCAGAGAACCGAGUCACAGCCGCCUCAAGCGGUUCUUGUUCGGCGUGUUGGAGGCAAGCCGGAACCGUAUUGUGCCCGAGUUUUCGACGGCCAUGACUGAGCUAUUCAGCGAGGUGGAGGACAAAUUAUCGGCCGAUGGGAAAGCCGAUUUUAACAGCCCGAACCAGCAGGCGUGCUUCAAUUUCCUGGCGCGUGCGCUGCUGGGGCACGACCCCGCCGAGCCCGGCCCGGACAAGCUUGGUAAAGACGCCCCGACUCUAAUCCAGAAGUGGGUCGCGUUCCAACUCUACCCGAUUCUUUCACUCGGGCUGCCUACGCCCAUCGAGGAGGUGCUGCUCCGCACGACCGGCCUCCCCACCUUCCUGGUGAAGAACGACUAUGAACGUCUCUUCAAAUUCUUCAAUUCCUCGAAGACGAAGCCACUGGAAAUUGCCGAUGAGUUGGGGAUCGACCGGGUGGAGGCCUCCCAUAACCUCCUCUUCGCGACCUGCUUCAACACCUGGGGUGGCCUGAUCAUAGUCCUCCCGGGCCUCAUGAAGUGGGUAGGGCGCGCGGGCGCAACCCUGCACCGCGAGCUGGCUCAGGAGGUCCGGGCUGCAGUCCAGGCCACAAGCCAGCACAGCUCGUCGGGGCUGAGCCCCGCCGCUCUAGCCCAGAUGCCCCUGGUCAAGUCCUGCGUCUACGAAGCCCUGAGGAUCGAGCCGCCGGUGCCUACGCAGUACGGACGAGCUAGGAAGGACCUGAUCAUCGACUCGCACAUUUCCAGUUUCAGGGUUCGGGCAGGUGAAAUGCUGUGCGGGUACCAGCCAUUUGCGACUCGUGAUCCGCUGAUUUUCGACCGACCCGAGGAGUUCGUUGCGAAGCGGUUCAUGGGCGAAGAGGGAGAAAAGAUGCUGAAUUAUUUGUUAUGGUCGAACGGUAAAGAGACGGAGGACACGACCGAAAAUAACAAGCAGUGCGCUGGCAAAGAUUUCGUGGUGAUGGUGGCGCGGCUUUUCCUGGCGGAGUUGUUUUUGAGGUACGACUCGUUCGACGUGGAAAUUUCAUCGGCAAAGCUUGGCUCGGCGGUCGCGAUUACGUCGCUGAAACGAGCAACGUUUUGAAGCCUGGGGAUUUGCUCUCUGGAUUUGAUCUCAGAGCGUUAAUAAAUGCUUGUUUAGCGCUCAUUUCGCACUUUUAUGUCGCUAGUACGCAAAUAAAUGCUUGGAAAUCACUGCAUUUUAAAUGCGCCUCUUUGUAUCAUACCAAGAGUUAAUGUGAGCAAUGCUGCCCUGUCUUUUUUUCCCGUCCCCCUCGAGGGGCCGUGCCUGCCAGCUAAAAAAGUUUAGUUU
Messenger RNA from Amborella trichopoda, 1958 nucleotides. RefSeq names its product allene oxide synthase (gene AOS). Gene Ontology annotation, molecular function: oxidoreductase activity, acting on paired donors, with incorporation or reduction of molecular oxygen; iron ion binding; heme binding. The record is from RefSeq and is a predicted model, not a curated record. Gene Ontology annotation, biological process: sterol metabolic process. NCBI's taxonomy places the organism in Eukaryota, Viridiplantae, Streptophyta, Magnoliopsida, Amborellales, Amborellaceae.